CAAAGGGUCUGAGUACUUUCCGAAGGCACUGUAACUCGUCUGAUUUAUCGCCUACCAACAUGGUCCUAUUUUACUUUGGUUACAACUAACAAUACUUCCCGAAGGCACUGUAACUCGUCUGUUUUAUCGCCUACCAACAUGGUCCUAUUUUACUUUGGUUACAACUAACAAUACUUUCCGAAGGCACUGUAACUCGUCUGAUUUAUCGCCUACCAACAUGGUCCUAUUUUACUUUGGUUACAACUAACAAUACUUUCCGAAGGCACUGUAACUCGUCUGAUUUAUCGCCUACCAACAUGGUCCUAUUUUACUUUGGUUACAACUAACAAUACUUCCCGAAGGCACUGUAACUCGUCUGUUUUAUCGCCUACCAACAUGGUCCUAUUUUACUUUGGUUACAACUAACAAUACUUCCCGAAGGCACUGUAACUCGUCUGUUUUAUCGCCUACCAACAUGGUCCUAUUUUACUUUGGUUACAACUAACAAUACUUUCCGAAGGCACUGUAACUCGUCUGUUUUAUCGCCUACCAACAUGGUCCUAUUUUACUUUGGUUACAACUAACAAUACUUCCCGAAGGCACUGUAACUCGUCUGUUUUAUCGCCUACCAACAUGGUCCUAUUUUACUUUGGUUACAACUAACAAUACUUCCCGAAGGCACUGUAACUCGUCUGUUUUAUCGCCUACCAACAUGGUCCUAUUUUACUUUGGUUACAACUAACAUAUUGAAUGCAACGCAGGAAUACAAUACAUUCAGUAAAAGUAUUUGAUGUAGUAGGCUAGAUCAAAGCCUGAUACAGUAGCGAAGUUCCUUGGUCCAAUCAGAUUCCCCACAUUUGUUUGGCGUAGCAACCACCUGCAUCUGGCAGGCACACGUGCUGGCAGGCUCGGUUCAUUUGGGAUGCGAGGCUGCAGUCGCAUUCCCAUUCAUAGUUUACGUCUCUCGACACCGAGCCGACCUGGGAUCAGUUGAAAGUAGGGACUAGGACGAGUUUAGGCUUUUUUCAUGACGGUCCAGGCACAGACAACGCAUAUAAAGGAUCUGCAGACUCCAUAGCCCAUGGAGUGUUUGUUAGAAAUAAUGUAUCUUAACUCCGACAAAUGGUUCCUGCUUGACAGAGAUCAGUAUCAAUGGAAGAGGCCGAGCACUAGCAGACAGCAAUCGAUGCCACAGAAGGAUGACAGUUCAAAGAAAAAGCUGGUCAGUGAGAAGAGCAUUUUCUCAAACCCUUCCCUCUUCACCCGAGGCAGUCAAGGAGUGGCCACUGCAAGUCAGCUAAGGGAGUUGUCUUCGUACCAGUCUUCUUGUGGAGGAGUGACCCCUGAGAGACUCCUCACCUGCUGGUCUGAGACUCAGAGCUGUGAUACAGGCCUCUCUACUGAACAGAGCUCUCUCUACUCAUGGAGAUAUGAUGAGUUUGACAGAGUGAACACCCAGCGUGUGCGUCAGCUAUUCAGUGAUGUGGACGAGCUGCUGUAUGAAGGGAGGGUGAACAGCAGCUCCCUGGGACUGCAGGAGGAGUGUCAGGAGUGGAACGGACACUCCCCACACCUCAGAAUUCUGGGUAAUCAGCUGGAGUCGCCCAAUCAGGAAGGGUUUCAGUACGUUCACAGGAGAGUGGAGGCCAGUGGAGGGAGAGGGAGUGCAGUGCUGCCCCCGUGUGUGGACAAGAGGGAGAACUCUGGAGAGUUAUGUGUUGAAGGUCACGGUCUUACCCCAACUCCCUGCACAUUACAGGGGGCAACCCCUCUCUCCCACUCUCUCUGUGAUCACUCAUCCCUUCUACAAGAAGAGGUCUACGAGGCAGAGGGAAGGAUGGAGGAAUUUCUUGCCUAUGAUGCCAAAGACACGGAGGAUGAGUGGAUGAGUCAGAGAGGAGUCUCGGGAUGUGUGGGGGCAGCAGGGAGAUCCGGGGUACCCCCUGUGUCUCCCCACACCUGUAUCAGGGAUGCCGUGGCUGACGAGGCCUUUGAUGACAUGUGGAGGGAGGUGGUGAACUCUCUGGGGGAGCUCCUCCACAAACACUGGCAGAGACAAAUCACUGGUGGAGCAGGUCACAGAGGAGUGUCGGAGGCUCUUGGUGGAGUCUUGGGUGAUCCCUCUCCUCACAUCAACAGUAAAUGUCAGCGUGUCCCUCUCUCCAGGGGCUCCAACACACGUAGCAUGCUGCUGUGGUCCAACUGUUGCCCCAGUACACAGGCCUCUCAGGUAUCAAGUACCUUCAAGAUUAAUUUAAACGGUGUUAUGACAAUCCAAGCUAAGCCUCUUCAACAAAGACAACAUGGAUUUGCAGAGAAGUCUCAUUGUGAUCUGGAGGACAGACUCAGCAGAGCUCCAGCCCCCACUAUGUCUCCAUCCAGGAGAGCAUGUAGUACGUCCUCCCACAGAGCCCCAGGCCCAGCCCAGCGAGGCCUGCCCCUGCCCAGGCUCCAUAUCUGCUCAAGACCCAGCUCCACCUCCAGAAGUACCAGCUCCAGGGGCAGGGCCAGGAGCUGCCUCAGCCCCAGACACACUGUCCCCAGACACCAGGUCAUCAGAGGAACCAGACUUACCACAGUGACAGAAGGACAGCCGUCCCCAAUCCUCAGUUCAAUACAGAACCAGAGGCUCCUCCCCCUCCUCCAUGCUGACCAAUCAGAGCUGGAAACCUCAGUGAGUACUGCUGCACCCAUGCAGCUCAGGGGGAGGAUUCUUCAAGGAGGACAUACCACUGUACCCAUCUCCAUCCUUCCACUCCUCAGAGAGCCCACUCUGCUGUUGGAGUCCCUGUCUCGUCCCAACACCACACACAUACUCCGGUCAGACACACCCAUGAAGCGAUUGUUCACUCCCAUGGAUUUCACCUGCCACAUGAAGACUGGGAAAGGGCCUCACCCAGGUGACUGUGCUCCGAUUGGAGUGACAGGCUUUGGCGUGGGUAUCACCUGCUCCGGCUCCAGUGGCUUCUCCGUGAGCACCAUGGCAAUGAUGAGACGCCAGCGCCCGCUAUCCUCCUCUGUGGAAGUAGAGAGUGGGACCGAACCACUGCUGUUAGGUGUUCCUCAUCAACGUAAAGUGUUUGGUCGGUUUCCUGGUCAUGUGAAGAAGAGACUCCAGGUGGUGUUGUCAUAGGAGCACAGUCCAGACAGGAAGACCAGAAUGCAUCAGGAACACCAACAAUUGGAAUUAAUGGGUGUGACUUGAUGAAGUACAGCUACGGUGAGAUUUACCAUAGAACUAAAACAAGAGUUUGGACUUACGUUUUGAAGCCAUUGCUGUGGUGAUAGUUAGCUAGCCUCCCUGACAGUGGCUAUCUAGAGGUAAGACCGCAAUGUGCAGAUAACGGGUGGACAAUAAGGACAAGGUUUUAAUUUGAAAAUAGCACAUUUAGGUUGCAAUGGCAUUUAGCAGGACAAAUCUGCUUGGUUAUAUUUUAUAUCUGCCGUUUUAAUUAGAUACAUUGUAGUUUAUUUAUGUGGCAUGAGCAAUUACAGGAUAGGACAAAUGUGAUUAAAUACAUUGUCCACUACUGUUUGUUUACCUAGAUGUUGAUUUUGCAAGCUAGCUAGCAUUGUGAAGCAGUGUCUAUGCAUACAAGCAAUCGUACGCUGAUAUUUCAUCCAAAAUCAACAAUCGCCAGUGAAAUAUUGAUUGUUUUUUUGUGAAAAUCUAAGUGAUAUCAAAUACAGUACAAUAUGAGGCCUCCCGAGUGUCGCAGCAGUCUUAGGCACUGCAUUACAGUGAUUGAGGUGUCACUACAGACCCAGGUUAAAUCCCAUGCUGUGUCGCUGCCGGCUGCGACUGGGAGACCCAUGAGGUGGGCACAAUUGGCCUAGCGUUGUCCGGGUUAGGGGUUUGGCCGGCUGGGAUGUCCUUGUCCCAUCACCCUCUAGCGACUCCUUGUGGCAGGCCAGGCAAUUGCAAGCUGACUUCAGUCGCCAGCUAGACGGUAUUUCCUCUGACACAUUGGUGCGGCUGGCUUCCGGGUUAAGCAAGCAGUGUGUCAAGAAGCAGUGCGGCUUGGCAGGGUCGUGUGGUAAAAAAAAAGUGGUAAAAAAAAGUAUUUAAAAUAAAAAGGCAGAAACUGCUUCUCCAAUAGCCUACAACUGUGAUCAGGGAUUUCUAUGUCAUGGCGACGUUGGCUAGCUAAGCUCGUGCAGAAACACAUCAUCAGGUUUAACGGUCGCCACGUGCCGAACUUCGCAUGUGCAUACCAUCAAAUCAAAGGGACUCCUUUAAUAUAAAGCUAUUUUUGACUAAAAUGAAAACGUGUCACUUUCACUUGGUUGGAGUAAUAACAUGUUCAACUACUUAAGACAUUGUCUCAUAAGUUGUGCCUUUAGAUUUCGAGAAGUAAGGAAGAAUUUCUCUUCUCUCAUGGACCCCAAACCCUGGCCUGGUCUGCUUGGUCUUCUAUAAACUCCAAACCCUGGCCUGGUCUGCUUCGUCUUCUAUAAACCCCAAACCCUGGCCUGGUCUGCUUGGUCUAGUUCUCAAGCAUUCCCGGAAGUCUUGCGAUGUUGCGCAUGUGGCGAUAUCCAACUCAGACUCAUCAUCUGGCUUCAAAACGUAAAUCCUCACUCUUGCGGAAGUUCAAUGGUAAAUCUCAUCCGUAGCUGUAUUCUAUGUAGUCAUAACCGGGAUUUAUGGAAACAACAGCAAGAAGGGUCCAAUUGGAUUUCCAUUUGGCUAAACUAUUCUCAAUACAAUGUUUUUUAUUAUUACAUUGAUUGAUGAAACCAUAACAUUUAUACAGAUUAUUAGCUGCUUCUUAACACGAGGUCAUUACUAAAUCUAAUUUCAAUGUGGCUAAAUGCAUUUGGUAAAUGAGCCAUGUUAGGAGGAAAAACAUGAACUAGGUCCUACUUGUAUGUUUUCUACAGAAAUGUCAGUGUCUUGAAAACCCUAGUUUUUUCAAGGAAUGAUCAUUCAUUCAAAUAUUGUUUUGAAAUUGUAACAAUAUAAUUUUGAAAUGCAAUAAAUGGCUAUUUCUGUUACAUGCACAAUUGUAUUUCUGGA
Molecule: messenger RNA, 4999 nt
Organism: Oncorhynchus keta (chum salmon)
Lineage: Eukaryota; Metazoa; Chordata; Actinopteri; Salmoniformes; Salmonidae
Gene: fam149a
Product: family with sequence similarity 149 member A
Exons: 15
Coding region: 1061-3112 (683 amino acids)
Source: RefSeq, a predicted model, not a curated record